AUGCAGAAUGAAGUCCCAGUUUUUGAAGAGGUGGCAGUCACCGACCUGCUCCUUCACCUUGAUGUUCACAAGUCCAUGGGGCUGGAUGAGAUCCAUCCAAGGAUACUGAGGGAACUGGCAGAGGAGCUCACCAAGGCACUCUCCAUCAUUCUUCAGCCAUCAUGGUCAACUGGGGAGGUCCCAGAUAACUGGAAACUAGCAAAUGUGACACCCCUCUACAAGAAGGGUUGGAAGGAGGAUCCGGGGAACUACAGGCUUGUCAGCCUGACCUCAGUGCCGGGAAAGGUUAUGGAGCAUAUCAUCUUGAAUGUCAUUACGUGGCGCAUCCAGCUGAACAUGAGCCGGCAGUGUGCUCAGGCGGCCAAGAAGGCCAAUGGCAUCCUGGCUUGUAGCAGGAAUAGCAUGGCCAGCGGGAGUAAGGAGGUGAUUGUGCCCCUGUACUCGGCUCUGGCCAUGGCUCUGGUGACAUGGUUCACCUUGAUUGUGAUGGGCAUCAUGCACGUGCCACUGCAGGUCGGGCAUGGUCCGGACGUGGCCAGGUGCCAGCGCGAGCAAGAGCGUCUGGAGCUGCUGCUCCAGGAUAUGGCUCGGCUGCUUGAAGAGAUGCAGGAGUCGAGCUGGGUGACCAGGGGAGCCCUGCUCCUUGCUUCCUUGCAGCAGUGGCAGUUCUGGGCCUUUGCUGGAGGCCUGCUCCUGCUCUUUUGGCUCUGCUGGCGGCCCUGGAAGAGGAGCCGUGAGCCAGGAAGCAGCAGCAAGCAUGGCAGCUCCACAAGCCUUGAGGAGGAGGAGGAGGAGGAGGAAGAAGAGGGGGACGACCCAUUGCACAUGGACAGGUUUCUGCAUGAGUGCACAUCGUGGCCACUGCGGAAGAGGCAACGAGAGUGCACGAUGGUGGAAGAGCUGGUGAACAACCUUCUCCGGGUCUGCCGAAUCCUGUGCGGCAAUGGCUUCACGCCACGACUGCAGCCAGCUGUCGGGGUGGGUGGCUUCCUGAAAGGCUGGAAUGGUCGUGAAGAAGACCUUGUCUAUCGCCUGCUUGUGCCCCUGAAGCCACCCGCUGGGCACUCCUUCCACCUCGAGCUGGGCACCGAAGGGGACAUGCUGCUCAGGAACUCCUGCCUGCGUGUGGAACUGGAGUGCAUGUGCACCAGGGAGCGGCAGCUGGGGGACAUGCUCUGCUUCCUCCAUCACCCUGAGGAUGAGCUGAUGAGCAGUCAGGAAGCCAGCCUCCUGCAGACCCUCUGCAGCGGCUCGUACCUCGACGUGCAGAAAACCGCCUUCUGGCUGCAGGGGCUGAUGAAAGCAGCCUCCAUUCUUGCGCCUCCAGCCACCAAGUGCAAGCUAAAAGUGCUGCCCUCCACGCGCUUCUGCAAGCUGCAGCUGAGAGAUGUCUUCAAGAGGCCCCUCUUUGUGGAGCUGAUCCUGGCGGUGCAGCAAGGCAACUCGGACACAUUUGUGAGCAUGGAGUAG
This is a messenger RNA of Phalacrocorax carbo (great cormorant), 1470 nucleotides long. Lineage: Eukaryota; Metazoa; Chordata; Aves; Suliformes; Phalacrocoracidae. The record is from RefSeq and is a predicted model, not a curated record.